AUGGUCGAGUGCCAUGGCACUGGAACUGCCCUUGGUGAUCCCAUCGAGGCAGGCGCCUUGGCUGCCGUUUUGGGCACCUCGAAGGCCGAGGAUCCACUGUGGCUGGCUGCAGGCAAAACCAAUCUUGGACACCUUGAGGCAGCGGCUGGUUUUGCGGGUGCUGCCAAGGUGAUCUCCUGCUUGCAGCACGGCAGAGUCACCUCCAACUUACAUUUUGCAGAGCUCAACCCUCAUGUGGACCUGGAUGGCCUGGCCGUGCCUGGGGUAGUAAGCCAGCUCCUUCAAACACCAGAAGAUGAGCUGAUAUCAGGCUUAUCUUCUUUUGGAUUCGGAGGAAGCAAUUCGCAUGUGCUUCUGGCAAAGUCGAAGCCGGCUCUUCUGGACAAAGGAGAAAGGCGAGCGUCGCGGCGUGCUCCCCGAGUUGCAAUGCUCUUCACUGGUCAGAGCACUCUGAGGCAGACCACAGUGACCACAGUCAAGACAUGCAAGAUGACAUAG
Messenger RNA from Symbiodinium natans, 498 nucleotides. The record is from the annotation of a GenBank genome assembly. Lineage: Eukaryota; Dinophyceae; Suessiales; Symbiodiniaceae.